Molecule: messenger RNA, 681 nt
Organism: Trachymyrmex septentrionalis
Lineage: Eukaryota; Metazoa; Arthropoda; Insecta; Hymenoptera; Formicidae
Product: testis-expressed sequence 10 protein homolog
Exons: 2
Source: RefSeq, a predicted model, not a curated record
AUGACACAUAUUGAUCCACGUGUGAAAGAAGAUUCUUUACUUUUCUUAGAUGUGCUUGUACAAAAUUGUAAUAGUGCAUUGGCAAAAGAUAGUCAUAAAAUAUUACCUAAUUUUUUAGGUAUGAUAUGCAGGUUACAUAAUGAAGGUAGCCCUGCGGCACAAUUAAUGACAACGUUACAUUCCAAAAGUACUAAUGUAAAAUGGAGAAUUAAAGUUCUGGAACGUUUAGCUAAUUUAUUUACUUCUAUUGUUAGCUACAGGAAACUUUGUAUAUGUACAAGAUCAAUUAUGCCUCUGUUUGUGAAAACAAAAAAAUAUACCAGAUUUAUUCCAAUUUACAGUGAUAGUGCGACUCAAUUAUGUGAAAUUAAUCUUGACGAAGAUAUCUCGAUAGAUAAUUGUGAGAAAAAAACCUUAUCUAUUGAAGAAUUUGCAAAAUAUGUAAAUUUAUUGAUGCCAUUAAUGUCUGAUAUUUGGCUUGAAGUAUGUCCGGAUGAGAAAAUUGAGAGUUACAUAGAGAUUACAAUUUCGAGUGAAACAGCUGCAUUAUUGAAAAAUGUCAUUGUAAUUAUGCAAUCGAUUGUGGAAUACAUUGAUACAUUGGAUCAGGAUAAUUAUAGUGUCAAACAUAUGAAGCAAAACAUCAAAAAGAUUUUUCUCAAAUGGAAUUUACGGAAGGAU